AUGUUAGGAACAACUUUACAAUCCCUCUUUCUUGUUCUGCUUUUUUUCAUUUGUGCUCCUUUAGCAUCAUAUACAAAUGCUUACCCUCUAUCAACCCAGGGUAGAUGGAUCAUAGAUGAUUCCACCGGGGAACGUGCCAAAAUGAUAUGUGGCAACUGGGCUGGUCACCUUAAUCCAAUGAUCCCUGAGGGUCUUGAUAGAAGACCUUUGAAGGAACUUGUUGGUGAGCUUGUUAAACACAAGUUCAACUGUGUUCGUCUCACAUAUGCAAUUUACAUGUGGACACGCCAUGGCAAUCACAUUGUGAUUGAUACCUUUGCCAAUUUGGAUGCUCCUGAGGUGGUGGAUGGCAUAGCCAAGAACAAUCCUUCUGUGUUGAAUAUGACACAUAUUCAGGCCUUUGAAGCAGUUGUUAAUGAACUUGGAGCACAAAACGUGAAAGUAUUGUUGGAUAACCAUGUCAGUGAGCCAAAGUGGUGCUGUAAUGAUGAUGAUGAAAAUGGAUUCUUUCAUGACAGACACUUUGAUCCUCAGGAAUGGGUUCAGGGACUUACUUUGGCAGCCAAGCACUUUGCUAAUAAUCAUGCUGUCGUGGCAAUGAGCUUGAGGAAUGAAUUGCAUGGUCCACGCCAAAAUCAGAAUGAUUGGUACAGGUACAUGAGCCAAGGAGCACUAGCCAUUCACAAGGCAAACCCAAAGGUUCUUGUGCUUAUCUCAGGUUUGAACUAUGACACUGAGUUACAGUUUUUAAGGACUAAACCAUUGAAGAUAGACUUGGGUAAAAAAAUGGUGUAUGAGACACAUUUGUACUCAUGGUCUGGACUUGGGACACUAAAAUUGAAAGAGAUAUGGACUAAGCAACCAUUGAACAGGAUAUGUGCCAAUAGCAUUAGAGGAUUAGACCACAGAGCUGGGUUCCUUACCACAGGUGAGAAUGCAGCUCCUUUAAUCUUUACAGAGUUUGGGUUUGACCAGUCAGGUUCUACAGAGGAAGACAACAGGUUCUUGACAUGCCUUCAGACUUAUCUUGUUGGGAGAGAUUUGGAUUGGGGUUUGUGGGCAUUUCAAGGUAGCUAUUAUGUUAGAGAAGACAAAGUUCAACUUCAAGAGUCAUUUGGUGUAAUGGAUGUCAAUUGGAAAAAUCUGAGAUAUCCAAACUUCACUAACAAGUUCCAACUUUUGCAAAGGAAGAAUCAAGAUCCUACUUCCAAAGUCCCCAAUGCAUAUAUCUUGUACCAUCCACUAACUGGUCAAUGUGCCCAACUGAAUAAAAAGAAUGAACUUGAAGUUGGUGGCUGUGAGAACCAAAACAGAUGGAUUUAUAGUGGAGAUGGGUCUCAAAUCCUUUUGGAUGGCACUAAGAAGUGCUUAACUGCAGCUGAUGAAGGGCUUCCAGUAACUGUUUCUGAUGAUUGCCAAAGCAAGAACAGUUCAUGGAAAUCUGUAUCACUUUCUAAACUUCAUUUAGCUACUGUGGAUCAAUAUGGGAAACAACUUUGCUUGCAGAAGGAUUCCAACUCAUCCAACGUUGUGACUUCAAAAUGUAUUUGCGUUAAAGAUGAUUCUCUUUGUCUGGAUGAUCCCCAAAGCCAGUGGUUCCAGCUCGUUGCCACCAAUGUAUAG
Gastrolobium bilobum is the source of this 1623-nucleotide messenger RNA. Its product is annotated as glycosyl hydrolase 5 family protein-like. Gene Ontology annotation, molecular function: hydrolase activity, hydrolyzing O-glycosyl compounds. The coding region runs from base 1 to 1623 and encodes 540 amino acids. Lineage: Eukaryota; Viridiplantae; Streptophyta; Magnoliopsida; Fabales; Fabaceae. The record is from RefSeq and is a predicted model, not a curated record. The transcript has 3 exons.